Vespula vulgaris is the source of this 647-nucleotide messenger RNA. RefSeq lists its product as uncharacterized. Lineage: Eukaryota; Metazoa; Arthropoda; Insecta; Hymenoptera; Vespidae. The transcript is spliced from 3 exons. Bases 189 to 647 code for a protein of 152 amino acids. The record is from RefSeq and is a predicted model, not a curated record.
UCAAUAUUCUAUGCGGAAUAUUUUGUUUUAGAACGAAACGGAAAAGUGGGAGUGCUCUCCCCACCAUGGAGGACACAGAAGUUAUAUAUUCGACUGCCUGACGGCCCCCGCUUGAAAUCUACUUACGUUUUGGACGCGCAUGCGUUUCCGCAAGUAGGAAAGGAGGAAAGUAGGGAUACAUCCCCACCAUGGAGGACACCGAAGUUAUAUAUUCCACUGCCUGGCGGCCCCCGCUUCAGACCUACUUACGAUUUCGACACGCAUGCGUUUCCGCAAAACGAAACGGAAAAGUGGGAGUGCUCUCCCCACCAUGGAGGACACAGAAGUUAUAUAUUCGACUGCCUGACGGCCCCCGCUUGAAAUCUACUUACGUUUUGGACGCGCAUGCGUUUCCGCAAGUAGGAAAGGAGGAAAGUAGGGAUACAUCCCCACCAUGGAGGACACCGAAGUUAUAUAUUCCACUGCCUGGCGGCCUCCGCUUCAGACCUACUUACGAUUUCGACACGCAUGUGUUUCCGCAAAACGAAACGGAGAAGUGGGAGUGCUCUCCCCACCAAGGAGGACACCGAAGUUAUAUAUUCGACAGCCUGAGGGGCCCCGCUGCAAUAUUCAUCGCAAUUCCUACAGCAUGCCUCUUUCGCAAGUAG